Messenger RNA from Neltuma alba, 1783 nucleotides. RefSeq lists its product as uncharacterized. The transcript is spliced from 8 exons. Lineage: Eukaryota; Viridiplantae; Streptophyta; Magnoliopsida; Fabales; Fabaceae. Bases 427 to 1353 code for a protein of 308 amino acids. The record is from RefSeq and is a predicted model, not a curated record.
UAGAUAUAAAUGCUCAAAUGUUAGUGUUAGAAUUUAAAUUCAUUAUUCUGUGCUGAUCAAAUAUUUUUGUCUAUCUUAUUUUUAUUAACUGUCUUAUUUUUGAGGGAGUGGGAUAACUCUUGCUUCGGUUGAUAGUUCAGAAGACAAAUCAAUGCUAAAAGGCAUGAUUAGUAGGACCAUGGGAGUGCCAAUACGGUGAAUAGAGGGAAGAGAUAAAAUUUAUUGUGCAUGUGAUAUGGUCCCUUCACCCCUUAGCCCCACUGCCACCCCUUUUCUCCUUCAUUCUUUCCGGUUUUGCUCCUGUGCAAAGCACCCUAAAGAAUAUGCAACAACCAUGAAGAAGCCAGCUAUAAAAUUGAAUAAGAACGGUAUAGAAAUGGGUAACCCCGUAUCUGAAUCUAAUGGACUGAGAAUUUACCAGAACGCAUGUACUUAUCUUUUGCUCCACAAGAGACUUUAGAAAUCCUAAGCAGUUAUAUGGAAAAUAUGAUGUUGGGGAUCAUUGACAGGAAAAGGGGACACUGGCCGCACCGUUCAAACAAUAAUGGUGCAUGUUCCUUGUGGAUGUCAUUUGGGGUGUAUGUAACUGGGGUGCUCUUUCAGACUGCUGCCUUUGUCUCCUUCUUGCUCAUUGCUCAUGGCUACUGUAUCAUGUGUGAGCAUCUUUCUUUAAGUGAACGCCGUACAACUGCUGCACUUGGAUGUGUCUUUUACUUAACGCUAGUGGGUUACAAAGCUUGCGUACCAUACUUCACGGUUCUUCUGCUACUGAAUUAUUUCAUUUCAUUCUAUGUUAUUUUCCGGCAUAUAUCACAAAACCUAUUGUUGUUGCGGGAACAACUGAGUAUUGUUGAAAAUGAAGAUGUUCGGACAAUGCAUGAUGCUCUGUAUACGAAGUACAUGAUGUUCAAGAAAUUCCAGGUUGCAAUGCAGAUAGUAGCUAUGGCAGAAACUAUGAUAUACAUGAACAUGGAUGACUCUUCAGAGAAUUACUGCCUUCGGUUACUAGUCAGAGAAUGGGCACAAUUCUGCAUUUUUUCAUACAUUGGGUGGACUUUCAGGUCACAGGACUUGGCGCCACGCUUCUCUGUUAUGCCUGCCACCAAGUGUAAAGGCGAUACUUUGGUGCCUCCCAUCUACAGUAUUGAAAUGGAUGCCGCUACUUUUAAAGAUUUCAGUAGUCAUGAAUGGCACAUUGGGGUGCCAACUUCUGCUUGCCGUGAUGAAAACUCAGAAGGUGCAGUUCUAGUGAUCAUUGAACAUCCCCACUCACAGAGGCUAAGAACGCCUGAUACUUCCUCUUCUCCUAUUGUGUCAAAUCUCAUUUCACAGACAUCUUCAUACCGAAUAUAAUCAAUCAACAUUAGCUCUACCAUCUAGUCAUCUAUUGGUUGCCCAUGCCUUUUCUCCUGCAAUCUGGCAUGGGCAUGCCAGUACACUCACUGCUUCCGGGUUUAGAAGGUAAUUUGAACGUUUCAAGCUGAGAGGAAACAAGAAGAGUAGAAGUAUAUAUUGGGUAUAGUCUCCCCUCUUUUUCUUUUUCUUACCAACUCUUUCUUUCUUUGUUUCUUUCCUUUUUUUUUUGCCCUCUUCUUUUUUAAAUACUUUACAAACUUUUGCUUUAGAAAAUGCCAUGAGUUAGUCAUGAGCUGAGGGUAGAAUAAUGAGUGUUAUCUUGUUUAGAGGCAACCACAAAUAUGUAUUCUGUACACCAUCGAAGCAAAUGGUAACUGUAUAUUGUUCUUCCUUGUACUGUUGUUCUCUCAUUGAUUAUUUCCGACUU